Messenger RNA from Cordyceps militaris CM01, 1992 nucleotides. RefSeq names its product Concanavalin A-like lectin/glucanase. Bases 1 to 1992 code for a protein of 663 amino acids. Gene Ontology annotation, biological process: polysaccharide catabolic process. Lineage: Eukaryota; Fungi; Ascomycota; Sordariomycetes; Hypocreales; Cordycipitaceae. Gene Ontology annotation, molecular function: cellulase activity. The record is from RefSeq and is a predicted model, not a curated record. The transcript is spliced from 9 exons.
AUGCCGUCCCCUUUUCUGGGUUUCCUUCUUCCGAUGGGCGCGCAUCUUGACGAGCCGUGUCAAUCAUAUCCGCUACCCCGAUUUUGGUCUUGGGCGGCGGCUUCUUGCACUGGAGUUUUUUAUUCAAUUGUCAAGACGCGUCUCUGGAAUCGCAUCGUCCCAUGGCGGUUUUGUCUCGUCUUCCUCCACCCGGAAACGCAGACCGGCGCCAUCUGGCUUUGUUUGCUGGGGAAAACAAAUGACAGUCAGUUAUUGAACGAGAUCUCGAUAGACGUCCAGGAAUGCAUCGACGACAAGAAAAAGCCUCUGUGCCAGGUGCCUGUUCCCGAAGAGUCAGCAAAGCAGGGUCCAUUUGCCCCCCCACAGCGUGUCAGCCCACUAGAAAUCCACUGGUGCUCCCUGUGCCAAUGCCUCAAUCCGCCGAGCUCCGCUGUACUUGCUGGUAGCGCUGCUGGCCAGGCCCGCCAAACACCACCACGCCCCCAGCGUCUUCAGGGCGCCCAGCGCCCGAAUUGGCUGCCCGUCUUGCUCUCUUGCGGCGAAGCUGGUUCCACAUCCCUGUUUUCGCCGUCUCGGUCUCACCAUUCUGACCUGGCAUAUCUUCGCCUGAACAUACUCAUCUGUACAUUUCACCCUCCAAAAAUCAAUAGACCAUCGACGACUGCCCUCCUCCCCCUCCCAAGACCAACGGAACCGCCCAUCACCUUUCGCCAACGCGCCGCUGCAUUGCCCGUCGUCCUCGUCUUUGGCGCGCCGCCCAAAGCCAACCUCCUUGACGCUUUUGGGAGGCCGACUCCAUCCACUCUUUUUUCUUUGAAAACCUCUCACUGUCGCUUUCGGUUGCUCUUUUCUGGGCUAGAUUUGCUUGAAACAAGACGACAAUCGUUCCAACCGCUCGGCCGACCGUUUCUUCCUCCUCGCUCGCCCCGAUUCUCGUUAUUCUAUUUCCUACCCCCGGCCGUCGCCAUGGGAAUCGGCUACAAAUGGAUUCUGAGCUUUUGCAUGCUCGUCGUCCCCAUCGCCAUCACCCUCGGCGUCCUCUUCCCGCUUCAAAACGCGCACAGGAGCGGCGGCAACGCUGGUAGCGUCCUCGGCGGUGGCGGCGUCGGUACCGGGCCUGGCUCAGGCGGCGCACCCAAGCCUAAGAACAAUAAUGUUGAACUCGCCACGGCGUGCACCCAGUUUGCCGAUCUGGGCAACCCCCAGCGUUAUUACUGGGACAAGAGUCAACAACAAUAUACAUUCAACCCCAAUCAAUGGGGUCUCACCAGCGGCGCAAAGAGCGGCAUGUGUAUGGAUGUCCUCUUCAACAACAAUGGCACUUAUGCCAAACCUGAGCUGGCUCCUCCAUUCCAGGUUACCUGGUCAUACACUCCUGCUCCCCAAGGACAAAACAAUGUGCACGCCUUCGCCAACAUCAAGCUCGAAAAGAUAUUUCCCAAGAAAUUCAGCACCAUAAAGAAGCUCUUCGUCGAUUUUGAAUGGAAGUAUGUCACAGGCAACGACAACUCGACGGCUAGCGAAACAGCGACCCUCGCUGCUGGCACCACCGUCAACACCAACGUCGCCAUUGAUAUGUUUGCCGACACGAACAGCGAUACGUCCAAGAACAACGAAAAGGCAGCUUUCGAAAUCAUGAUAUGGUUUGCUGCCAUUGGUCCUUCUGCGCACGUUAUUGGCCAAGAUACGACAUCGGUGGUCACAACACUACCUCUGCAGGAUACUACCACGAACGCGCAGGUCCUCUUUGACUUGUAUGCCGACAAGCAUCCCACCACCAGCCAGUUCGUCCUGACCUGGAAGGCUAAAACGAUUACGGAAAAGUUUCACGGCGAUGUGUACCCGUUGAUUGAAUACAUCCUCACGGCUGGCAACUCGAGCUACCCGAGCUCUGAGGCCUAUCUCGGCUCAUUCGGCAUGGGCACCGAAGCGUACGAUUCGCCGUCCAACGUGACGUUUUACUGCCCCGACUUUGCCGUCCAGGUAGAAUAA